AUGUCUGUCAUGCUACCAUUAGCUACCUACAGUUUGAAUGUUGAACCUUACACCCCGGUUCCAGCAAUCGACGUAACGAUGCCCAUCACCAUCCGUAUCACAAUGGCUGCUUUGAACCCGGAAGCCAUUGACGAAGAGAACAAGCCAUCGACUUUAAGAAUCAUCAAAAGGAACCCAGAUUUUGAGGAUGAUGAUUUCUUAGGUGGUGAUUUUGAUGAAGACGAAAUAGACGAAGAAUCCUCUGAAGAAGAAGAUGAUGAAAAGACCGAGAAGAGGAAGAAAAGUAAAAGCAAGAAGGUUGAAAGUGAAAGUGAUGGCGAUGAAGAAGAACAUGACGACGAAGACGACGAGUUCCAAGAAUCUGUCCUUUUGACUUUAUCUCCGGAAGGCCAAUACCAACAGUCUUUAGACUUGACCAUUGCUCCAGAAGAAGAAGUCCAGUUCAUUGUCACUGGUUCUUACGCUAUCUCCUUGAGCGGUAACUAUGUCAAACAUCCAUUUGAUACUCCAAUGGGAGUUGAAGGUGAAGACGAGGACGAAGACGCUGACAUUUACGACAGUGAAGACUACGACUUGACACCAGAUGAGGACGAAAUUUUUGGCGAUGACAUGGACGACUUGGAUGACGAAGAGGAAGAAGAAGUUCGUAUCGAAGAAGUCCAAGAAGAAGAAAAUGGAGAAGAUGAAGAAGAAGAAGAAAAGGAGGAGGUGGAGGAAAAAAAAGAAGUUAAACCAGAACCUAAAAAAAACAAAAAGGAAAAAAAGAGAAAGCACGACGAGAAAGAAGAGGAAAAGAAGGCUAAAAAAGUAAAGAAGGUGGAGUUCAAGAAAAACCUGGAGGAAGGUCCAACAAAGCCCAAAAGCAAAAAGGAACAAGAGAAACAUAAACCAAAGACCAAGGUUUUAGAAGGUGGUAUAGUAAUCGAAGACCGUACUAUCGGCGAUGGCCCACAAGCUAAGAGAGGUGCCAGAGUAGGCAUGAGAUACAUUGGUAAGUUGAAGAACGGUAAAGUCUUCGACAAGAAUACCAGCGGAAAACCAUUUGCAUUCAAACUUGGCCGUGGUGAAGUUAUCAAAGGCUGGGACAUUGGUGUUGCCGGUAUGUGUGUUGGCGGCGAACGUAGAAUCGUAAUUCCAGCUCCAUAUGCCUACGGGAAGCAAGCCUUGCCAGGUAUUCCUGCCAAUUCCGAACUGACAUUCGAUGUUAAAUUGGUUUCUAUGAAAAACUAG
Molecule: messenger RNA, 1230 nt
Organism: Saccharomyces paradoxus
Lineage: Eukaryota; Fungi; Ascomycota; Saccharomycetes; Saccharomycetales; Saccharomycetaceae
Gene: FPR3
Product: peptidylprolyl isomerase FPR3
Exons: 1
Coding region: 1-1230 (409 amino acids)
Cellular component (GO): nucleolus; chromatin
Molecular function (GO): macrolide binding; peptidyl-prolyl cis-trans isomerase activity
Source: RefSeq, a predicted model, not a curated record